CCCUCAUUAUCUCCCCCAGAAUGCUUCCAGUGUCUCUCAGCAAGUAGCGACAGCAAGUGUGGCCGCAAAGCCCGAGAUUCUGCUCGGCUGAGAGAUGCGCGCGUACGCGGUGGGUCGGACCAGAUGCUCUUUUUGCGCAAAGUCGCAGUGUGUCUUGGACACUCGAUUUUGUUAUUUGACCCUUUCCAGAGUAUCCCUCCGACACGAGGUCGAAGACAGGAGCGAAACGGCUUUUUCUUGGAGGGGCAGCGUCGCUCGACGUUGCCAUAUUGGAAGCAAGGAGAGGCACAGCCACGUAUUUCAGACGACCAGCCGCUAGGCGACUGAGUCACGGACGGUUGAGUGGGGGCUGCUAGCGAAGCUGGUGAACUCGGUCACACUCGAUCGCUGCGUAAGUUGUCAAGUGAGAGGCAAUAAAUGUUGCUCACUCUCUGCUCGGUUUAUCACAGAGAAAUCGACAAGAGCUUCUGCGUGUUUGACGAGCUUUUUCCCGUGGAUGGUCCUGCUGACCGCGUCAAUUAUCGACGCAGGGACCGUUCGGGUCGCUGGUUUCCGCGACAGAACACGCGCCGUUGCCAUUUACCGGAAUAUCGUAAUCUACACAAAGAAGUUCUCCCCCAUUUUCUCUUAUGACGAGUCGCGCCACCACGAAAGCUGAGGAGCUCAAGGUAACGGAACGAGCAGGUGAUAAUUACAGGCAAAACUUGCUGCUGCAUUUUUGCCGGUGCAUCGCGGGAAACAGGCGCUCAGCAUCGCGAGUCAGGGUCCUUUGGAGUCGAAUCGUUUUCCUUCCGACCGCGUGCGGUGGGAAUUUUAUUUCUCCUUUGGUUUCAAUUACCUGACCUGUUUGCUUGAAGUCUUGGAAUUCUCCAGUUUGUCUCUGACGAAAAACCUGUGGCUUUCUCCACAUCUGCGUCUCCCGAGUGUUCCGGCGCGCUGACGAUGCCGGCCGACUCCACAAAUCUGUUGCUUUGAGAAAAGGUACGCUUUGAUUCUUAGGCAAGCGAGGAACACAGGUCCUCUUUCUGCUUUCGUUUAGCACGGAGAAGAAGCCAACACAUCGCAGGACAUCCCGAAAGAUCGCGUCAUCUGUGUCUCUGGCGCCAAAGUCCGUUUCACGUAUGCUUCGGAACAGGCUUCGAUCUACCGUGUACCUCUCUUUUUGCUUCUUUUACAGCUUUGGCGUCCCCCUUCUUCGUGUUUUUUCCAUUGCCUCUUUUACGCCACCCCUUGCGGCGGCUCCAUUCUCCCGCCGCCACACUUCGAUUCCCCUUUCCCUGCUCUUUCAAAGAGUACCCCUGAGGGUGACAUCAGAAGACUGGAACUUGUUUUUCCCUCUUGUCCUUUCCAUUUGUAUCCCCCUUUUCGCAUUUCGUUCGUGUUUUAUCGGCCAUCUGGUGUCCCUCGUGCGUCCCUUCUGUUCGGCCGUCCUCAAUUUCCUGUAUAACUCCACCAGAACCCCUGUUCUGCAAGGAUUUUCGUUUUAUAUCAUCAGUUCUACAUAAGUGGCUGGUCAAAGCAGAGUUCUGUUUGAAACCACCUCACAGACUGAAACAGGGCUGGAUUCCUAAAUGGGUCUGCUGUGGAACAGCAGGUGGGCGUACACCGGAGUUUGACGCCUCAACUGGGACUCUCCUCCGUGCCCAGCAGCCACACACGUACAUGCGUGCGUCAGGUCUUGGGUUCUGUCUGUCGCAAAGCUUUCGUGUCUUCACCCUCGCACUUUCUUCUUCGUCCUUCAUCUUGUUUUGCUGCUCUGUUGUAUGUACAUCUGAGGCGAUUCCGAAAGGUCUUCCUGGUCACACUGUAAUCGACAUGCAUCGCCUACGUACCGAGAGUCCUUGAACACUGGUGGAUAAUGGAGAUGAAUCCCAGAAUCAGUUUGUGCGAUCGCUUCUCUUCGUUUUCUGUCCGUCGCAAGUUUCCCCCUGUGUCUCCCUGAGCUUCACGAGCAUCCCAAGCCGCCGAGAAGCGAUUUCUCUUCUGCGUCGAGGCGUCGAGGAUGGAAGACUCCCUCUGUUCUGCGGACGGAUCUUCUGCUCUUUAUUCCUCUUCGCGAUAUACUCACCCAGAUCCUGGUCACUUUCUCCCAUCAUCUUUCGUCGAGCCUCCGGCUGCUUCAAUGCGCCUCUCCAGCCCAGGCCCGCCUUCUGCGGGGGCACCUCCUGAGGUGUCUGUACACCUCAGAAACAGGGAGACGAAGGACGCGCGAGAUCGUCUCCUCGUUGAGAGCGGAACUACAUUGAGGAAUGCAGGGCCAAGGAACCACACGUUUUCGUGUGACGCUGAGAGUGUCCUCACGCGUCCUUCUUUCCCUCUCUCUUCUGCUGUGCGACCGUCACCUCGCCCUUCUUGCUGCAACUCCCCCUCUACAGACGAAGAAGAAGAGAAUGGAGAUAGCAUGCUUUUCAGUCUGUUAUACCGUGCUAGGAAGGCGUCCCGGGAGCACUCAAUUGCCACUCAGGUAUCUGGGCAGCGAUUUGCAGAAGGGCAUGCAGCCGCGGUUGCGUAUUUGUCUCGUCCCGCUCCUCCGGCGACAUUGAAUACCGGGGAUGCACACGCCAGCCAGAAGCGUUCCAUCUCUUCUGGCGCAUUCUUCUCACAUGCUUCGUUAACCGAACCUGUACGUACACCUCGUUUAGACGCGAAUGCCUUCUCGCUUCCCGCAAAGCCCGCUCGGAGAUCCCAGUCGGUCUGGCACGGUGGACGCUCCUUCUCGCGUAACGGAUGUCCCCCCUCGAAUAGCGCAGUGCUUCUUGCCUCUCCAGAGGCUUCAACUUCCUGUUCUGUACAGCCAAACAGACACAGAGAGACUCGCUGCUGCGACGCUGUCGACGAGCGGCGGAUGAGGGGAGGAACUCUCUCUCCAGAUCUCUCACCUCGCGCCGCCUCUCUCAGUUCCACGCAGGUCUCCUCUCCUUCUUAUUCCUCGCCGUCUUCUACUUCUUCUUCCUCUUCUUCGUUCUCGCCUUCCUUCUCUUCCUCCGUCUCCUCUUCGUCGCUGCGUACUUCUUCUUCGACGUCGGUCGCUCGUGCCGAAGAGUGCGGGAGAGUCGCUAGGAGAAUUCGUGGAGCGGAGAGGCGAGAGGAGCGAGCGGAGAGAGACACGGACGGUGUCGUCGAGUCUGCAGGUUCUUCUCGUCGGGGAGAGAAAUGGGAGAAAGUUCACAGUGUUCCGCCUCCGUCGUGUGUUCGACGCGAGCUUCGGAGGCGCGAAAUGAGCCGCGAUAAAGAGGAAGAGUCACGGAAAACAUUCGCGGAAAAAACGUUCGCCGAUACAAAUGGUUGGGCGCAAGCUGCAUAUUUAGGUGGACUGACACAUGAGAAAACAUCGCGAAACUCUUGGACAUCCGCCGACGCGGAGUCUUCCGACUCACGUUAUGCGGCUUCCCGCACUCACGCUUCUUCCUGCUCUUCUUCUUCCUCCUUCUCCUCUCCCUUUCCUCCCCUUUCUUCUUCUUCUUGUCGCUCUUCAGCUUCUUCUUCUUCCUUGUCAGCAGGUUCUGCUUCUUCUGCCGCUCGUCCUUCGAGAAUUUCUGCUUUUCCGGCUUCCUCUUCGAUUCGCUCUUCUCCUCUCUCUCCGAACACAGCUGCGAAGAAGACGGCUUCUGAAGGAGUGCUACCUUCUUCGGUGGGACCGGUGAAGGAGGAUGAAAAACGGGUCGUGCUGCGUCUCGGCGGCGGCCUCGUUGGCCUCUUUCGGGGAGAUUCCUCACCUGGGGGUUUGUCGUCUCUGUCGCCUUCCUCCUUCCAGAGUUCUUCCCCGCAGGGAGGUUCUCCUGCCUGUCGCACCUCUCCAUCUUGUGUCGCUCCAUCCCCCGUUUCCCUCUGUUGUUCUUCGCACGCAUCGACCUCAGGUGUCUCCUCUCUUGCUCACUCGCAAAAGAAGAACCAUCCCGCGACCCCACAGGUGUCUCUGGCUUCCCAACGACUGCCUGCCCGUGCCGGUUCUUCUUCAAGUAGCUCGUCUCCUUCCUCCCCACGAUCUUUAGACAAGGACCGGUCUUCUUCGUUGUCUCCUUUUUCUCUCUCUCCCCAGCCUUCUUCCUCUUCUCUCUCUUCUCUCUCUUCUCGGCCCUCUUCUCUCGCGACCCAUUCGUUUCUGCCUUCCAGUCCUUCGCUUUCUUCCCUGGAGACGAAGGAAGGCAGACGCCUGCAGUCUUCGCUCUCGUCGCUCUGUGAGACUUCUCCGGUUGGAUGUAUACCCCGGGACUCGGGCAUCUCUGCAGCUCGGCCCGCGUUUUGCGGGUCUCCGCAGGCUUCUGUUUGCGCAGCCGCCGCUCGGUCCGCGUUUUGCGGAUCUACCGCGCGUCCGCGCUUCGCAUGUGUGUCGGUGCAUGCAUUGGAGAAGCCGGAGGACGAUGACUUUCAACUUGUUCUCCCGCCCUCGCCUGCGGCCCUCCGCAGAGCUCAAGAGGAAGAGGGAGAUUCGUCUGAGGAAGAAGAUGACAGGCGUUCUUUGUUGGUGGAGGAGGAACGACGUCAGCAGAGCAAGCGGUCGAGCAUGCGCGAGAGACUCGGGAUCUUCAGACGCUCUUCUCGCCGAGGAAAUCCGGAGAACGACGGUCCCGACGGACACACUUCGAGCGGUGUCUCCAUUACGCUGGAUGAAGGCGGAGACAUGCGAAGAGUCUCUGCCGAAAAGGGAGACGAACGGGAACCGAGAAGUUUGCUGAGAGGCGUUGGAUCUACGGCAGGAAGGGACGAGAAGAGUCGCUUCCGCAAUAGAGGGCUGGAGUCUGAGAGCUGCAGAGAGCAGCUGCCGAGGAGAGACAGCGGCGAGGAGACGGGUGACGCUUCUUUUGUGUCUUUCCCCACGGGGGAGCAGAAGGCGCCGGAGGCAGAAGGCGCCCACCCAAGCAACCCGUUCAGCGAAGAUCUCCAGGAAGGAGUGAGAGAAGGGCCGCUCUUCUCUCAGGAGGUGCGAGUUAGAGAGGAGACGCAUGCAGACAAAGGGCAACGGACACCCGGAGGGAUCAGGUCGGCGCUGAAGCGGCCUGAGAGGAGCGACCCUAAACUCGACCUCGACGCCGCGCGUCUGCGCUCGAUUUCUUUCGGUCACGUUUCAGGACCUUUGGCCGCAGACGAGGAAGAUCGCAGCCUCGCGCAUGCGGCCUCGGAACAGAGAGAAGAAGCAGGAGAGAGUCGCGCGGCGGUGCUGCACAGACGGUCCACGGUGAGGUGGAAGGAUUCCCUGGAGGAGGGUGCGGAAGAGAGGAGGUCCGAGGAGAAAGAAGAGGAAAGUGAGAGCCGCAGAAGUGAAGAGGGAGAGGCGGCGAUUGCAGGCGCAGCUGCAGAGCGCGCAGGCGACAGGAGAGAUGUCAAACCUGGGGAAGAGACAAGUCGCGUCGUCGCUUUCAGAGACAGAAGAAAGUCUUCGUUCUUCAGCGCUGGAAGAGGACCUAGGAGCGACGACGAUGUCGACGAGCACCACGGAGACAGCCAAGGCUCCGGAGUCGAAAGAGGGAACGAACAGAGACACUCUGGGGGCGCUCCGGAGGUGUACAUACACCCGAGCAAAGGGGGAGACGGCGCGCUUGGCGCCAUCCCGUCUUCUCCCUCUUAUCUCUUCACUCAAGCUGCGACACUCCACGAGCUGCUGGAACUUCCGCCGGCGAAGUACUUUAAUCUCACUGCGGAGAUCCAGAGACAGAGAAGUCUUUUUCCACGACGCUGGGUGGAUGAGACGCUGCUAGUGCACCAGAGCCUCCUUCUCUUCUGUGCCUCGCUUCGACCGCUCUGUGUGAGAGUCAUGAUCCCUCUGUCAAAUGUGAAGUCUGUCGCGCCUCUGGACGAGAAUCUCCGCGAGCGAGAGAGAAAGAAGGCGACGAAACGCGGGUGGAGGCUCAAGAUUCUGCACACCGAGAACCCCCAGGGAGGACGGGGGAAACUCCAGGAGGUCGUAUGUCGCUUCAGACAAGAAAACGAGAUGCGCGAAUGGGCCGAGCGCCUCUCCCUGCUCGCUCACAAGUGGAGACAACGCCCUGCAGUUCCGGACUUCUUGUAUCGUCCACCGUGUCAGGCGCAGCUGGCGGAGGUGUCUCGAGACAUCCGCCGUGCGGCUUUGACUCUGCUUUCGCAGCGACUGUUCUUCGCAUGCUGCGAGGCUCGACGAGCGCAGUUUCGAUUCUUCUACUUCCAGCUGCGGGUGAACUCUCUUCAGAAGCAGCGGCGAGAAAGCGAGCAGAGCAUUCGCGCCGACGCUCGGCGCGCGUGUACGGCCGCGGCCCGGCGGGAAGGCGCAGUGCGGCUUCAGCUGCUGCUGGAGAAGAAGCUCCGGUCGUUCUUCGGGGACCUCAGUCAGCAGGCCGAGAGGACGCAUUUACGCAACCUGCACAGUCGUCGACUCGCAGUGGCUGUGGCCGUGAUCGAGAAGGAGGAGGAGGCGGUCGGGAGACAAAUUUCUCACUGGCGCAGGAAGUCGCUCGCGCUGAUUCUCUCCGCAGCCUUCCAUCGGCGCAUGCUGUGGGCGCUCACUCACCUCGACGUCGCGACCAAAUUGGAGGCGGCGAAGGCGAAGCAGAGAGGCGCCGGCGCAGCGUAUUUGGAGGAUGUUGUGCGGAGACUGCAACGCCGAAAUCUUCGUCUGGCUUUUCAGAGGCUCUGGAGAGCAAAGAAUGAGAAGAACGACGCAGAAAAGCUGCUGGGGCGCGUCGCGGAGCGUCUGCGACGGCGACGCCUCGCACGAGGGUGGCAACGGCUUGUGCAACAUUCCGUCGACUACGUGAGAUCUCGCGCGACCAAGUCGGACCAGGCCAAGGGGAAGGCGGUCGAACUGUGUCUCCUUUCAAUCGAGAAGAGACGCCUCGUUGCUGCUUUCUCCGCACUCAAACAGCGGGCCCUCGCCGCAAAAGAAGACGAGCGCAACGCUGUCUGCAGAAACAUGCAGCAGGUCAGCGAGGCGCUGCGCAUGACGGCCUUGCGGGUGCCGCAGCACCGUGGCUUCUUGGUGCUCGCUGCACUGGUAAAGAACGCGGAGCGGUUCUCUCUAGUCGCGUCCUUUUCAAUUUGGAAAAAUCUGCUUCGCCGAGGACGAAGCCGAGAGACCGCCCUCGUCCGCGUCGCGCGAAUUGUUGAAACAAAGGAAAAACGAAUGAAGGAACUUGGACUUUCAGCGUUUCUCCGCUCGGAGUGUGUCGCAAAGGAACGGCUCUGUCGAAAGAGAGCAGGCGCCUCUCUCCUGGCCGCAUGCCUCUCCUCGACUUCGCGUAGAAUCCUAGGAAUCGCGUGGAUGCGUCUGUCGCUCCACGGGGAAGAGCGUCCGGCAGAACGCGAGUUGAAGAGCCUCUUCGUUCUCGAAAAAAUCAGACGGCGGCGACUGCAGUUCUUCUUCACACAGAUGCAGCGCGAGGCAGCUUGCGGCCGAGAUCUGAGGGUCUUCCUCAGAAGCCACACCCUCCAUGCCUUCGUCCACCUCCUCGCGCUUCGACGGAUCAAGUUGCUCUCUGCAUGCUUUCAGAGACUCCGCAUGUUUUCGUCGUCUUCUGUUUCUGCGUCUCUCCACAAGCAGGACUCUGCGACCCGCGCCGCUGCUGUCGUCUCGCCUGCCGGCCAUCCUUGCGAACGAGAAGAAAACCUUCCUUUGCCGUCAGAGAUGCGAGAGGAGGCCGCGGCGGCUGUCGCUCGCCUCCAAGGCUUGCUUCGGCUUUCUGAGGAGUUGUUGGAGAGACAAGAAAAGUUGUUUUCUUCCAGCGACGACGACGAGGCCCCGUCCGUCGUCGUGACGCAGAACGCGCACUUCGCGAGUCUCUCGACUCCCGAUUGGAGGGGGGAGAGAACAGAGAUUUCAGACAGCGCAGAGACAGAGAAGGCCUUCGCUCUGCAGCAUGAGGAGACGCCUACUGGACAUGCAGGCGAGGAGAGGGUCGCGAGUGCACCGAAGAAGGAGGUGACGAGUACGCGAGGACAGCGCUUCUCUGCAGAGACUGUCGGCUCUGAAACCUCCGGGGAAGGACGCGAAGACAGAGUGAAUUGGGCGGACGAUUCUCCACCCUUUCUGCCCUCCCCGUACACAGGCUUCUUCUUGAGUGGAGCAGCUACCAGCAGGCCUACAACAGCCGGACUCUUCCCCGCUGUGGGGACGACGGCCUCUCCUCUGAAUUCCACGCACCCAGGCCGUCUUUCUUCGCCGACUUUCUCCGAGCCGGUCGUGCCUCUCUUUGCGGGCCCUGCCCCAGACUCCGUCUCUCUCGAACAAUGUCUUCUUCUUCCUCAGCGCAGUUUGCGGUUGGACGAAGAGCGCGAGAGAGCGUGGAAGUUCGACCCGGUGCCUGCAGCGCUUGCGUUUUCUCUCUCGCGUCCUGCAUCCCACCCGCGAAUGGGAGGUACGUUUCAAGAAGACGGAGAAAGCAGGCAGGUUGUACCUCCAUCUGGCGUUCUUUUCUUCGAAGACCGAGGACAGACAACGGCGCAUGCAGCGUUGCUAAGAGAGGAAAGGCGCUCUCGCGAACUCGACAGAGAAAUCGACGCCCUCGUACAACACUUGAAACAGAAGGCGGACGCGCCCCUCUCGAUGCCGGAAGCAACUCAACGCUCGACGAGAGUUCUCUCGCCAUUCAGUCCAGAGGCCUUCGUUCCUCCCUCCAGUCCUUCCUUCCAGGCUUCAACAAGUCCUGUCCCUUGGAAGUCUGCACCCUUCAGUUCUGCUUCGUUCAAACCUGACACAGUCUCUCGAUCCGCGCCUGAGAUCGUGACGCGCAUUUCUCCUGGAGCCUGGCGGCCUGCCCCCGGGAUCUCGGGUGUACCUACGCGUGGGGACGCGAACGAGUUGGACGUCUGUUCCACGUUCCGUUCCCUCUCGCCUUGUGCAGCGCAGUGCUCUCGUUUCUGUGGAUUUCUGACGGAGACAGGGACUGCGAAACAGUCUGGACACAAGCAGAAGGAGCACUCGCGAGCAGAUUGUUCGCGCCGCGUCGCGUCUGCGGCGUCGCGCGUUCGCUGUCGCCUUGCCCAGCCGAGUGUCGAUACACUCCACGCAGACGGUAAUGGUUCUUCCCCGGCGUCCGUCGACUGUCGCGGUGGUGGACCGCCUUCGGCUGGAUCGACCUUCGCGAGUUUUCCUGGGGCUCCAGAGACCCACAAGUUCGGAACGCUGUCCAGACAUCCGUGGAGCCUUGUUCCUGCAGGCAGGUGCUACGCGCCGCUGCAGGUCGAUGUAGAGAAGAGCGGGAGGAACUUCGCGAAACGACUUCCGUUCGUCGGAACUUCCGCGCAUGCAGUCGACGCAGACCCGGGGGGCUUGUCUCCAGGCGCUCCAAACCACAGAUUUGUCAGGCGCUAAAGAACUUCCCAGCUGCAGCCACAGAGGGAGAGGGGAACGAGAGAGCGAGGCGCGCUUCGGAGGAAGGAAGGCAUCGGCGAAAGCGAGUGGGGGAGAAGAGAGACAGAAGAGACGGAGACAAGCCUGGACGCGAAGAAGCGCAGACGAAGACUUUUGGCGAGAGGGGGUGUCGGGAGUUUCGGAUCACAGAGAGACAAUAGGGACGUUUUUUUGCGACUGUGUCUGCCCGUACUUUAGAUAAUCCGAGAAGGUCGAAGGAAAGAAGUGAAACCACGGAGGCUGUUGUCUCCAGUUUUCCUUCGUUGCCUUGUUCGCUUUCUCAACAGUGUCUCUGAAGAAGCGUCUUUGCUGCCUGUGUGUGAUUUUUCGAGGACGACUGGGUGGUUCCUUUCCUCUGAGAACAGUUGAACGUUAGUUUCUCAGAGAAAAGACAAAAUGUGAAGAAGGGGAGAAUGUUCUGCGUCUCCUCCUGUGGUUCUUCUUCUGCUCGUCUUCUGCGACUUCUUUCAGCUGUAGCCUUGUUCCUCCGCCAUCUCUCACGCGCUACAGCGAGCUGUUUACCUUUCUUUCCUGUCUGCCUAUAAGGCUGCACUGUGUGUGUGUCGCACUUCCCUUCCUUUGCUUCUCUUCUCUUUUCUUCUUUUUUCUUCUCUUCUCUCUCUGCUCCCCCCCUCUCACCUCUCCGACAAACAGUGGCUGCACCUUUCUCUCGAAAGUUGCCCGCCCAGCCUCACCCAGAACUCCGUGGCGUCACGAAGAAAGCAGUUUCCACAUUGAAAAAACGUUCAAAUCUUUCACACAGAGUGGAAGUCGCUGCUUCAGACGAUGCUGGAACCAAGCACGGGGAAAGUCGGAAGCUUGAUGGGUUCAAGGCAUAUCCGUCAAGAAAAGAAAUGCGUA
Molecule: messenger RNA, 10180 nt
Organism: Toxoplasma gondii ME49
Lineage: Eukaryota; Apicomplexa; Conoidasida; Eucoccidiorida; Sarcocystidae
Exons: 9
Coding region: 2003-9280 (2425 amino acids)
Source: RefSeq, a predicted model, not a curated record